Messenger RNA from Heteronotia binoei (common prickly gecko), 5085 nucleotides. It is a transcript of the gene ULK2, whose product is annotated as unc-51 like autophagy activating kinase 2. Gene Ontology annotation, cellular component: autophagosome; cytoplasm. Lineage: Eukaryota; Metazoa; Chordata; Lepidosauria; Squamata; Gekkonidae. Bases 106 to 3246 code for a protein of 1046 amino acids. Gene Ontology annotation, molecular function: protein serine/threonine kinase activity; ATP binding. The transcript has 27 exons. Gene Ontology annotation, biological process: axon extension; protein autophosphorylation; peptidyl-serine phosphorylation. The record is from RefSeq and is a predicted model, not a curated record.
UGCUGAUGUGAGCUUGGUUUAGCUUUCUCCUGGUUAGCCCCCCCGCCCUUUUCUCCUUUAUUCUCACCCCUCUCCUGAAUUGGAAGGGCUUCAUGCCCCCUGGGGAUGAUGGAGGCAGUGGGGGAUUUUGAAUACAGCAAGAAGGACCUGAUAGGACAUGGAGCCUUCGCUGUGGUCUUCAAAGGUCGCCAUCGCAAGAAAACUGACUGGGAAGUGGCUAUUAAAAGCAUUAACAAAAAGAACUUGUCGAAGUCUCAGAUCCUACUCGGGAAAGAGAUAAAAAUUUUAAAGGAACUACAACAUGAGAAUAUCGUAGCUCUCUAUGAUGUCCAGGAGAUGCCCAACUCUGUCUUCCUGGUAAUGGAGUAUUGCAACGGUGGUGACUUGGCAGAUUACUUGCAAGCAAAGGGAACCCUGAGUGAGGACACCAUCCGGGUGUUCCUCCAGCAGAUCGCCGCUGCCAUGCGCAUCCUCCACAGCAAAGGGAUCAUUCACAGGGACCUCAAGCCGCAGAAUAUCCUGCUGUCGUACACGAACCGCAGGAAGUCAAGCAUCAGCAGCAUCCGUGUCAAGAUAGCUGACUUCGGGUUUGCUCGUUAUCUGCAGAGCAAUAUGAUGGCUGCCACCCUUUGUGGGUCCCCUAUGUAUAUGGCUCCCGAAGUGAUUAUGUCACAGCAUUAUGAUGCUAAAGCCGACCUGUGGAGUAUAGGAACCCUGAUCUAUCAGUGCCUGGUUGGGAAACCACCUUUCCAGGCCAAUAGCCCUCAAGAUCUAAGAAUGUUUUAUGAAAAAAACAGGAAUCUGAUUCCUAGUAUUCCCAGGGAGACGUCCGCUUACUUGGCUGACCUGUUGUUGGGCUUGCUUCAGAGAAACCAGAAAGACAGAAUGGACUUUGAUACGUUCUUCGGCCACCCCUUCCUCGAUCAGGUUUCGACUGUCAAAAAAUCUUGCCCCGUGCCAGUGCCGACAUACACCGGCUCCGUUUCCGGUAGUUCCUGUAGCAGUUCUCCCUCGUGCCGGUUUGCUUCGCCCCCAUCACUCCCAGAUAUGCAGCACAUCCAGGAAGACAACCUGUCUUCGCCUCCCUUGGGGCCUCCGAACUACCUUCAGGUCUCCAAAGAUUCUGCCAGCACCAGCAGCAAGAACUCCUCUUGUGACACAGACGACUUUGUCCUGGUCCCGCACAACAUCGCCUCCGAUCAAUCAUAUGAUAUGCCUCUGGCAGCGGUCGGCAGGCGGGCCUCCAGUGAAUUCUUAAUGUGUGGAGGGCAGUGCCAGCCUUCGGUCUCCCCCCGCAGCGAGACGGCCCCCAUCCCGGUUCCCACUCAGCUGCGCAACUACCAGCGCAUCGAGCAGAACUUGACCUCUGCUGCCAGCCCCGUCUCAAAUCCUCACGGGUCACCAAGGUCUGGUGCGGUCAGGCGGUCGAAUACCAGCCCCAUGGGCUUCUUGAAGACCGCCUCCUCUUCCCCGGUGCCGACGGAUGCUGCGCAAGGCGUGGGACGCAGGCUGUCCACAGGUUCCUCGAGGCCGUACUCCCCUUCACCGUUAGUUGGCACCAUACCGGAGCAGCUGGGACACUGCUGUUGUGGACAGCCACAAGGACACGAAGCCAGGAGCCGGAACUCCUCAGGCUCCCCGGCUCCACAGUCUCAGUCUCAGCAGUCCCUCCUGCUAGGAGCCCGGCUGCAGAGCGCUCCAACCCUGACGGACAUUUACCAAAACAAACAGAAGCUCCGGAAGCAGCACUCGGACCCCGUCUGCCCCUCCUACGCCGGCUAUGGCCACUCCCCGCAGCCCACCAGGCCAGUCAGCCUGGGGACAUCGCCCACCAAGCACAUGGGCUCCUCCCCCAGGAGCUCUGACUGGCUCUUCAAAACCCCCCUGCCCACCAUCAUCGGCUCUCCCACGAAGGCAACGGCUCCUUUUAAGAUCCCGAAAACCCAAGCUUCCUCAAACUUGGUGGGCCUGGUCAGCCGCCAGGGGUCCGCCACAGACGCCCCCUCGCAGCAGCUGAAAGACACGAGCGAGAUGAGGGACUUCCCUCAUUUCCACCUGACCCAGGGAACCGAAAGGCAAGCGGCGGACCAGCACAGCAAGGCUCUCUUUGGCAGGUCUGUAAGCACCGGCAAGCUGUCAGAUCAGCAAGCAAAGACUGUUCUCGGCGGCCAGCUCUACCAGGGCAGCACAGACAGCCUUAAUACCGAACGGCCGAUGGAUACAGCUCCCCCCGGGGCCUGUGGCCUGGCAGCAGCGACUCCUUCCAUGGGAGCUGGGACGUGCUCGAGAGCAGUGAUGUUUACCGUGGGAUCCCCUCCGAACAGCUCUACUCCUCCAACCUGCACCCACAUGGUCCUCCGAGCGAGGACGACAUCAGUCGGCUCCAACAGUUCCGGAGGGUCUCUGUGUUCGACCAGCGGCCGCGUCCACAUGGGCUCCCCCCCUGGGGCCUAUAUGGGCUCAUCUCCUCCUGGACCAGAGGCAGCUCCAUGCCUGAAGUACAUGCCUUAUGGCACUUCGCCACCCAGCUUAGAGGGGUUUAUCACUUUCGAAGCCCCCGAGCUGCCAGAAGAAACUUUGAUGGAGAGAGAGCACACAGACACCUUGCGCCACCUGAACUUGAUGCUGGCCUUCACGGAGUGCGUGCUGGACCUGACUGCCAUCCGGGGAGGGAAUCCAGAGCUGUCCUCCUCCGCGGUCUCUCUUUACCAGAUCCAGGAGAGUGUGGUCGUUGAUCAAAUAAGCCAGCUGAGCAAGGACUGGGGGCAAGUGGAGCAGCUGGUGCUGUAUAUGAAAGCGGCACAGUUACUGGCAUCAUCCUUGCAUCUGGCGAAAGCUCAGAUCAAAUCGGCAAAACUGAAUUUGUCCACUGCUGUGAAGCAAGUGGUCAAAAACCUGAACGAGAGGUACAAAUUCUGCAUCGCCAUGUGCAAGAAGUUGACGGAAAAGCUGAACCGGUUCUUCUCGGACAAGCAGCGAUUCGUUGAUGAAAUCAACAGCGUCACGGCUGAGAAGCUCAUCUACAGUUGCGCUGUGGAAAUGGUACAGGCCGCAGCCCUGGACGAGAUGUUUCAGCAGACAGAAGAUAUCGCCUACCGAUACCACAAGGCGGCCCUGCUGCUCGAAGGCCUAGCAAAAAUUUUGCAAGACCCGGCCGAUAUAGAAAACAUCAAUAAAUAUAAAUCUAGUAUUGAACGGAGGCUCUCUGCUCUUUGCUGCAGCGCAGUGGCUGUUUACGAACAGUAGGUGGAGCAUCCAGGGCAGCUCGGGGAUGUUUCGCUUCAGCCCAGUGGUCAGCCAGGGUUCUACUCCAAUGGUUUGACUACCAAAGAAAAAUGCAGUUCAUUCAGAGAAGGGAAGCAAUUCAGAACAGCUUUGCAGGAGACUUGUCUUAUGACCGAUCUGGCCCCACUCUCCCUUCUCUUUUGCCAAGCGAGCCAGAUUUUAAAAGACUCGUCUUCACAGAUACAACAAACCUUCCCUUUGUGGAUGUUCAGCCAGGGCUUUUAUUUGUCUUCAGAAGAAGAAGACACAAAGAGCCGCUUUCUUCUGCAAGGUUUCCUCAUGGAAAAGGAUCCCUUUUUCAGAGCAACUCUUCAAAGAUGAGAAACUGUCGUUGACUUCCAACCUGUGUGUUGGGAAGUUUUGGGGGCUCAGUUCAAUUUGAGCUUGUGUCUUCUAAAUGCCACUUGAGAAACCAUCGAAGACAGAAGAAAAUGGCACCUUCUUAGAAAAGGUGGCGGAGUUACGGACCUGGGGACUUCUUCUUUUACAUUUUCGGUGUGGUAUGUUGAGAAUCCCUGAAACUAAUUUUAGCAGUUACUGUGGAUAUACACCCGUGAUGUUUUUCUUCUCCUUGACUUCUCCAUUUCCUACCACCCCCCCCAGAACAGUUUGUAUUGCACUAAUUUACUAAAGAAACUCAUCCGUUUAUGAGGAAUUAUUAAUUUAAACAAGAAAAAAGGCACAACUUGGGUAGGAGGAGGGGGGGGACGUUGAAAACACACACAACAGCGGCAACAGCAAAAGAGAGAACCCAAACCUUUUCCACAACGGGUGACCAACAGCACCUUAGAAGACCUUCCAACAAAGCUGUCAAGAAUGCCUUCCCGUGCACCUUCCCGUUUGAUACCAGUUUAUGUACUAGUUUGGUAACUCUGCCACUCUGUGGACCCUCUCGAUCACAUUCAGAAGUGGAUGGGGGCUUCCUGUCGCCCCCCUCCCCCCAGGAUAGAGGUUUGGUUGCUUUGUUCCGUAGUCUUGACCAAUUUCUAACCUCUGGGGGGGGGGUGGUUCCGUUCCAUGUUAGAAAGACAGUUUUGGACCUUUCCUUACAGAGCUUGGACUCUCAGAGGCCCGAGUUUAGGAAUUUUUGAUGUUGUGCCGUGGACCUUUUCUUUCUUUACAAAUAGCAAAGUGUCCAAAACAAAAUCAGGGUGGUUUUCUCUGCCACAUACAAGGAGAUUCCAGGAUGUUGCUCCUUGCUGGCUUCUUUUAGCUUUUCAUUUUUUUCGGCCAUCCCUUUUGACUGCGUAGCAUCAUGAGGUAUUUUUGGCGACUUCCGUUUCUCUGGAAAUUCCCUCUUCUGAUUUUGAGAGGGUUUUUCCCCCCUUUUAGUUCAUCAUAAUUCAGCCGCUCAAACACUUGAAUUACACAGCAUUUUUCAGAAUGGAAUCGUUUUGUACCUUGUUUUUGGGAGGGGGGGGGGUUGCCAGCCACACCACCUCAGCAGAGGCGGUCAACUGACAUCAAAGCUCUGUUGGAUUUUUUGUGGACUGAUAAGAACCCUGUUCUCCACCACCACCACCUUUCUUUUUUUUUUGCUUUGACGAAGUAAUGUACUUUUUACCUUAUUUAUCUGUACAAGAAAUUCCAGCAGUUAAUUUGAAAAGUGUUUUUAUUUAUAUGAUGUUUGUAUUUUGAGGUCUUUAAUACAGUGUUUCUACUACCUCUCCUUUGUAACUGCAUGCGUUUAUUCAUGACCCAUAGUAUAACAACUGAAAAAAAAAAUCCCGUUGCAUAAUUUUUACUAUGGCCCUGUAUAAAUGUAUAUUACGAGAAAAGAAUAAACAGAACUGAUACUCA